GACCAACAAACGGACAGAUAUUUCAACCAAUCGCCUAAUAGCACUUUGUUAGACAGUAAACCAAUGAAAUAAAACUAAACCACCGAGCUAAAUAUACCAUAGUUCGUUGCGAUUUUUGCGGUAAAUUGUGAAAUUGUCUACCUCAAGAAGCUGAAAUAUGGCUCGUACUAAGCAGACGGCUCGUAAAUCUACAGGAGGUAAAGCUCCUCGUAAGCAGUUGGCAACAAAGGCAGCAAGAAAGAGUGCCCCAUCUACAGGAGGAGUCAAGAAGCCCCAUCGUUACAGACCUGGUACUGUUGCAUUGAGAGAAAUCAGGAGGUACCAGAAAUCUACAGAGUUGCUGAUCAGAAAAUUGCCAUUCCAGAGAUUAGUUCGUGAGAUUGCUCAGGACUUCAAAACAGAUCUACGAUUUCAGAGUGCAGCUAUUGGUGCUCUACAGGAGGCAAGUGAAGCUUACUUGGUUGGCUUGUUUGAAGAUACAAACUUGUGUGCUAUCCACGCCAAGAGAGUGACUAUCAUGCCUAAAGACAUUCAACUGGCCAGAAGAAUUCGUGGAGAACGUGCAUAAAUUAAGACUUAAUUGACUUGUUCACUCAUCUGUUUGGUUCAUCAGAUCAGUUCAUUUUUGGAAGCACUUACAAAUUCAUAAUAUAGAUGGAGUGAACUUUUAUAUGUCAUGUUUUACAUACAUAAAUAUCUCUAUAUAAAGUUAACUGCAUGUUUUGUGACAUUGACAGUUAACACCAGUACCUUUACACAGCUAAGACUGCAGAAUAUUCAGUUUUAGGAGCAUGCUCUUAAUAGUCGUCUAUUAUUUCUGAAAUAACUUAUUCAUUGCUUUCUUUUGGGUCCAUCUUUUAUCAUUUCUAUUUGGUAUCAUAGACUAGCAAUAUUGUCAUUUUCAUUGUUUCCAGUGUAUUGCUAGACCAUAAUAUGUGUAGACUUAUUUUUUAAGUGUUUGUGAUAAUUUACCCAUUUUAUUUUAAUGUGUAAAGUACCAUCAGUUGAGAAUUUUCGUAACUAGUUUUAUGAACUUUAUGAAUAGCAUAAUCAAGAUGAAAAUUCUUGAAGACAAAUUACCCAAACUACAUUCAUUCUGUAUUUAUUCACAAGACACUUGGUCAUUUUCGUUCUUGGAACUUUUUAUGAAUGUUUUCAACUGUUGGUUUGGUUUGGAGGUGAAUAUUGAGAAGGAUACCAUCAAGUGUUUUUGCAGUAGUUUAUGUAAUGGAAAUUUAAAAUACGUUUGACGUGCAAAAA
Molecule: messenger RNA, 1260 nt
Organism: Gigantopelta aegis
Lineage: Eukaryota; Metazoa; Mollusca; Gastropoda; Neomphalida; Peltospiridae
Product: histone H3.3A
Exons: 3
Coding region: 158-568 (136 amino acids)
Cellular component (GO): nucleosome
Molecular function (GO): protein heterodimerization activity; DNA binding; structural constituent of chromatin
Source: RefSeq, a predicted model, not a curated record